Messenger RNA from Hansenula anomala, 516 nucleotides. RefSeq lists its product as uncharacterized. NCBI's taxonomy places the organism in Eukaryota, Fungi, Ascomycota, Saccharomycetes, Phaffomycetales, Wickerhamomycetaceae. Bases 1 to 516 code for a protein of 171 amino acids. The transcript has a single exon. The record is from RefSeq and is a predicted model, not a curated record.
AUGAGUUUAUUAACAGAUUCCUCAGUCGCUGCCUUGGCCACGGAUCCUUCAGUAUCUGCAACAACUCUACAAAGAUCACAAACAGGUGGUAAAAGUUCCUUACCAACAGCCAUUUUCCCUUCAUCAGCAUCCAAAAUCACUGCAAGUUCAAACUCUCAAGUAACGGGUUCAGGUUCACCAACAACUUUAUCAUCAAGUUUCUAUUCAAAUUUACAAAUAUUAACAGACACGUCAAGUAUAGCUGCACUAGCUUCUUCUGGAAGCAUUUCAAAUGGUGAUCAUAAAACAGCAGCAAGCGGUUCCGGGAGUAAUAAUCACAAUAAUAAUGGAGCAUUAGACGGUGAUUCAUCAGGAGGGAAAGGUUCAUCUUCAAGUUCAGUUGCUUCAGUAAGCAACAACCAAAAAUCUGAUACAAGUGGUGGUUCAUCAAUUUUGUUUCAUCAGAAUAAUCAAAAUAAAUUGAAUUGGAAAUUAAUAGCUAUACCUAUGAUGUUAGCUCUGCCAAUGGUUUUAUGA